GAUAUGUUUGCGUAUAAGCCGGGGGACGAUUGGCCUCGUGCAACUCGCUGGGGUGCUUGUUUAUCGCAAAAGAAGAUAAAGUUUUCUGUAUCUUGGAGACAAGGCGUCGCUGUGACUGACUCAAUGGCUUUAAAGAUUCAUGUUGUUUAUUGUGGUGCCUGAGGAUACGCCCCAAAGUAUGAUGAGGUGAAGAGACGCUUAGAGAGAGAGUUUCCUGGCAAGCUGGACAUCACUGGCGAGGGGACACCAAGCAUGACCGGCUGGUUGGAGGUCCAGAUUGUCGGAGGGAAACUGCUGCACUCUAAGAAGAAUGGGGAUGGCUAUGUUGACUCCGAAGAUAAAAUGCAGCGGAUCAUCCUUGGAGUCCGUGCGGCCCUGCAGGGGUAGACAUACAGGUGCACUAACCAUGUCCUGAUGCUCAAGAGGCAAAUACUUGGCUGUCAUCCAUUACGAUUUACUUGUGUAUGAAAGGUCAAGAAUAAAGGACUAAGGUCGCAACCUUGACCUGGAUGAUUCAAGGUCAAUCUCCUGGUGACUUUCAACUUUUUGUUCCCUUGACAACUGUUUGAACUAGUACAAUGGAAAACCCUCCUAAAGCUGUGAGUUCAGUCUUCAGGUGCCUCAGGGAGUCUUCCAUAUACAUGUUGACGUUGACAUUUGAUUAAUAGUUGACACGUGUGAUAUUUUUCUCUUUCCUCUGAAUUGAGGAUGAAAAUUGCAGUGCUACAUCACAACAUCUGUAUACACAGGGAUGUGAAAUCUCCGUGGAAACCCGGAAAAUCGUGUUUUUUAAAACAGUAGUCCUUGGAAAAAAUCAUCUUCCGAGUACAAAUAUAAUCAAAGAUUAAAAAAACCAUUCCGCGGAUUGUCCUGUUUUCGAUCAGAGCUUUCAGCAGAUUAGGUUUUCGGACAUCAAACUUUAACGUGGGGUGUUGUGUCACACAGAAAGUGUAAAUACUCCGAGUCAGGUGAUGGCUUGUUUUUAAGAUAAAGUUGUCUUUUAGCCUUUAAGUGAAUGAGAUGUUUUACAGUUGUUCAUGUGAUUAAUGAGAAAACUAUGAAUGUUUGAGUGUAUUACACCGAAUCAUUAUUGCCUUUUGUUGGAUGUGAUCUGGUAAAACUCAGUUUGGAAAUAACUUUUGCUUCCUUCUGUAAUAAAAUGUACACCAGUGUACAAGUAUUGUCUUGUG
This is a messenger RNA of Haliotis rufescens (red abalone), 1190 nucleotides long. RefSeq names its product selenoprotein W-like. Gene Ontology annotation, cellular component: cytosol. Gene Ontology annotation, biological process: response to selenium ion. The record is from RefSeq and is a predicted model, not a curated record. The transcript has 6 exons. NCBI's taxonomy places the organism in Eukaryota, Metazoa, Mollusca, Gastropoda, Lepetellida, Haliotidae.